Messenger RNA from Saitoella complicata NRRL Y-17804, 462 nucleotides. Its product is annotated as histone-fold-containing protein. Gene Ontology annotation, molecular function: DNA-binding transcription activator activity, RNA polymerase II-specific; protein heterodimerization activity; RNA polymerase II cis-regulatory region sequence-specific DNA binding. Gene Ontology annotation, cellular component: CCAAT-binding factor complex. The record is from RefSeq and is a predicted model, not a curated record. Lineage: Eukaryota; Fungi; Ascomycota; Saitoellomycetes; Saitoellales; Saitoellaceae. Gene Ontology annotation, biological process: regulation of transcription by RNA polymerase II. The transcript is spliced from 2 exons. Bases 1 to 462 code for a protein of 153 amino acids.
AUGGAAGAAGCUCUCCUGCCCAUUGCAAACGUUGCCCGUAUCAUGAAGGGCACGCUUCCGGAGUCUGCAAAGAUUGCAAAAGACGCGAAGGAGUGCGUGCAGGAGUGUGUGUCAGAGUUCAUCGCGUUCAUCACAAGCGAAGCGAGCGAGAAGUGCCAACAGGAGAAGAGAAAGACCGUCAACGGUGAAGACAUCUUGCACGCUAUGCAGCAGCUGGGAUUCGAGAACUACGCUGAGGCGCUGAAGAUCUACUUGGCUAGAUAUCGACAGGCAAACAAAACGGACAAGGGAGAAGGGCCGUCUCGACGUGGCCGGGCCGGUACCGAAACGGAAGACACGUAUAUGGACGAGCAGUACGAAGAUGAUGAUCUGUAUGCUCAGCAAGAGUAUGACGACAGUCAGGAACAGACCCCUCAGGAAGUGCAAAGCUAUGGGCACUAUGAUCAAGGUCAAGGUUACUAA